CAGGUCCAGAAUCCCAGCCCCUAACAAUUGUAAUAAAUUCUUAAGAUGUGUGAAAUUCCGGUGACAGAUUGUGAUAGUGUUAGUAAUAUUCUAAGAUGAUGUAAUUAGGUAACAUUCAAGUAGUAAUAUGAUAGAAAAAUAAAUAUGCUUGCUGGAGGGAACGGAACAGGAGGUAGAAAAGUUAAAGAGUUCAGAAUGCUCGUGCUCACUCUGUGGUCAGUGCUCGCGGCCGCGCUGUGCUCGCCACAGAAGCCUAACCUUGACGCCAUCUUGAAUCGACGCACCGAUGUCUACAUCGCAGGGUUCUUCCCGUUCGGCAAGGGAGUCGAGAACUCUAAUACUGUAGGUCGAGGUGUGAUGCCGAGCGUCAAGUUGGCCCUCGACCACGUAAACGAACACGACACCGUGCUCAGGAACUACCGCCUGCACAUGUGGUGGAACGACACUGAGUGCAACGCGGCGGUGGGAGUGAAGUCGUUCUUCGAUAUGAUGCACAGCGGGCCCCACAAGCUGAUGCUGUUCGGAGCAGCCUGCACCCACGUCACCGACCCCAUCGCCAAGGCUUCCAAGCAUUGGCAUCUCACCCAGCUCUCGUACGCGGACACGCACCCCAUGUUCACUAAGGAGGCGUUCCCCAACUUCUUCCGGAUCGUGCCCUCCGAGAAUGCGUUCAACAUCCCACGCAUCCGUCUGCUGGAGCACUUCAACUGGACCAGGGUCGGCACUCUCUAUCAGAACGAACCCAGAUAUGCCUUGGCUCACAAUCGUCUUCUAGCAGAUCUUGACAAUGGUAGUUUUGAGAUUGCGGAGACACAGAGUUUCGCCACGGAAGUGCGGACUGCCUUGAACAAACUCAAGGAGAAGGAUAUCAGGAUAAUUCUGGGAAAUUUUAACGAGACUUGGGCUACGAAGAUCUUUUGUGAAGCUUACAAGUUGGAAAUGUAUGGACGAGCAUACACCUGGCUGCUGCUGGGCACGUACAGCCACAAGUGGUGGCGCAGGGGAUCACCUUGCCCUCAAGCGGAGCUCAGCACAGCUCUCGACACGGCCAUACUAACUGAUCUGCUCCCACUGUCCACCACUGGAGAAAUGACUGUAUCCGGAAUUACUUCUAAGGAUUACCAAGUGGAGUACGAUAGAAGGAGAGGCAUGGAAUACUCUAGAUUCCAUGGAUACACUUAUGACGGUAUCUGGGCCAUGGCUCUAGCGAUUCAGAUUGUUGCACAUCGAGUGAAGAUCAAAUACAAAGAGAAAACAGUUCAGGACUUCCGCUACCGAGAUAAGGAAUGGGAGCAGCUAUUCCUGGAUGCUCUGAGUAACGUUACCUUCGAAGGAGUGACCGGACCAGUUCGUUUCUACGACAACGAGCGGAAGGCCUCCAUACUGCUGAAGCAGUUCCAGGGUGAUCUGGUCGGAGAGGUGAAGGUGGGGGAGUACUGCGCUGAACGCGACCAUCUGGAUCUAAGUAGCUGGGAACCAUUCAAGUGGAUCGGAAAGAACCCCCCCAAGGACCGCACGCUGCGUCUCAUCGAACAUACGCAGGUCAACAUCACCAUCUACAUCGUAUUGGUCUCUUGCGCCUGUAUCGGAAUCCUACUCGCUACCGGCUUCCUCGCCAUGAACAUCCACUACAGAAACCAGAGGUACAUAAAGAUGUCAUCACCGCACCUCAACAACCUGAUCAUCAUCGGUUGUAUGCUCACCUACCUCAGUGUCAUCUUUCUCGGACUGGACUCCAGUCUUAGCAGCAUUGCCGCCUUCCCAUACAUUUGCACGGCUCGGGCGUGGCUCCUGAUGGCUGGCUUCAGUCUUGCGUUCGGCGCCAUGUUCUCCAAGACCUGGCGAGUCCACUCCAUCUUCACUGAUGUCAAGUUGAACAAAAAAGUGAUAAAAGAUUACCAGCUGUUUAUGGUGGUUGGAGUGCUGUUGUGUAUAGACCUGGCCAUUAUGACCACGUGGCAGGUUUCGGACCCCUUCUACCGAGCCACAAAGCAGAUGGAGGCUUACCCGCACCCGACGAGCGAAGACAUCGUGAUAGUGCAAGAGAACGAGUACUGCCAGUCGGAGAGGAUGUCGAUAUUCAUCGGUGUCAUUUAUAUCUAUAAAGGACUUCUCUUGGUGUUUGGCGCUUUCCUAGCGUGGGAGACCAGAUCCGUAUCAAUCCCAGCGCUGAACGAUUCCAAGCAUAUCGGUCUGUCUGUGUACAACGUGCUCAUCAUGUGCAUCAUGGGAGCUCCCAUAGCUUUGGUUCUGGCUGACCACAAGGACGCGCUGUUCGUGCUGAUAGCAAUCUUCAUCAUUUUCUGCACUACCGCCACACUCUGCCUCGUCUUCGUGCCUAAAUUACUAGAACUUCGUCGCAACGGCCAACCCGGAGCUGCCGGCACCAGGAUCCGGGCGACUCUGCGACCAGCCUCCACCACUGAGAUGAAGUCACCAGGGCCCGACCUGGAGCGACGCCUCAAGGAACUCCGCCAGUACAACAACCGAUACAGGAGGACUCUUCAGGCCAAAGAGAACGAGUUACAGAUGCUUCUGAGUAAACUCGGUGACGAUGCUGAUCAGGUGAUUCGAGACUCGAAGUCACCGGCAACACAACGUACAAAACUGCACCUCCCCAAGGAAAAUAUAAGCCAUCCAGUCAUUUCAGAAACGAGUGACAUAACGUCGACAUGCAGCUUGAGCGCGUCAGCCGGCGCAGACACCGAGUACAUCAGCAUGCAGACACAACUACCCACAGAAAAACCUAAGCCAUCCGCACCGCCUGAAGUCGUGAAAGAAGUAAAGGAACUGAAGAAGGAACAGACCAAGAACGUCUCCUUCAAGAACCAUUUGGACUUCACCAGUCCACUUCCAUCUUCGAAAGCUGUGCCGGAGAAAGAUCAACUCGCAAAAUUGCCGUAUGGAUGGAAGGCCCCAGAGGAGCUGUCAGAACCUGUGAAGCCAGUGAAAAUCCAGGAAGCAGCCAAAGCUGAAGCCAAGACGAUAUCGGUCUUGAAGUCCAGCGACACUCUCACCGCCAAGUCAAUGCCGGCAAAAAUACAAGAACCAAUGUACACUAAAGCCGCACCGCCCAAAGUCAACAAGACUCCGGAACUACAGAAGAAGACGCGGAUCCCUGAUGGCACGAAGACUCCACCUCGCGAGUACAAGACCCGUGGGCACCGGCGGAUGUCCAGCUCGGGCCACGUGCUCUCCGAUAUCAUGAGGGUGGCCCAAGAAGACCUGGAGCCACCUCCGGGGUUGGAGAGAAAAGUAAUAGGUCAAGAAAGGGAUCCACCGGUCCCAGUCGUUCCAAAACCCAAGCAAGAGGUGGAAGACAUCUUAGACGUAGACGACUAUUCGUCUAUGGAGAGGAGGAAAUCAUGCCAGAGGAAAGAUUCCGAAAGGAGAAAGAAAGAGAACUACAUUGUGGUGCAGAGUGACCUGUGGGACACCAACACCUUCCAGUACACAUGCCAGAAGACUCCACCCUCCCACUCACCCAUACAAAGAAGUGUGUCGGAGAAGAGUCGACAACAAUCGCCGCAUCAUCACAGAGAAGCUGAAACUAAAACCGAAAGACGUGCUUCAAACUCUUCGAUUAAUCACACGGGGAGUACCAGAGGCGGCACUCCGGAGGGAUAUCGGGACUCGGACACUCUGCGGAUGUCUGACCGACUCUCUAAGCGUCGGGGAUCCGAGUUCCCGCAGCCCGUGAGCACCCCGCCCCACCAGGGCUCCACCAAGAGGAGGCAGUCCACGGCUCAGAUAAGGUAUCAGGAAGAUAAACCAGAGAGGAUAGAGAGUGUCCCCAAAAUAGAAGAAUUAUCAACAGUUAAGAAGGCCAGUGAGAAGAUACCAGAGAAGAUGGUUCGAGAUGUCCAGGAGACGGAGUGUUGGAAACCAGAUCCUGACACCAUUAGAGUUGCUAAAGGUCAGGAGUCUCCUGUGAAGCGUCUCCGCCAGGAAGGUGAGCCCCUGAAGCGAGCGCGAGGGACAGGUGACUCCCCGCGCCUCUCGCAGCCGCAGACCCGACCCGACCACCACAAAAGCAGCCCGAACGUCGCGUCGAGACACAAGUGUGACACCAGCAGACCAGAGCAACGCAAGUCGUACACCCGCGGCGAGAGCAAGCGGCAGGAGUCGGCCGAGCGCAAGAUCUUCACGGCCAGCUCGGAGUCGGAGUUAUUCGAGUACGCCAUCCUGCCCAUCUUCCAGAAGCUGCUCACGGAGCGGCACAAGAGUCAACCCCAGGGCCUCAACCUGACCUACGGCAUGAGCUGCCCGAACAUCUCCAUCAAGUGUGACAUCGUGGAGUACUUGUAGGCUCUGCCAGUCGCCUCCUCCGAUCACCAGAUGGCAUGGAGCGUCUACAUACAAUAUGUUACUUCACUUUUGGUGACUCCCUUAAGCCUACAAUUCAGUAUUUCAUAUUUCUGGGUACCAGCUAAACUCCCAACUAAUUCACCGGGAUCAAAGUGCAUAAUGCUAUUAUUAUUACUUUGGCCAUUAUUUCUGUAUGUAUAAAAAUGUUUAACCUUGUGAAUACGCAUGUACAUAUUAGGUACACCUAAAUUAUUAUGAAACCUUUUACAUAAAACUUGUAUUUUUUUUCAUGACAUACGUGUAGGAGUGUUAGGUUGGACAACUUUUUCUAGAAGAUGUAAAGGAUAUCCGAUUUAAGAGUGGGAAGUAAAAGAGUAUCAACAGGCUAUUAAUUUAUUUUUAAAUGGUUUUUUUAUACAACAAAUCGUAACAUAUUAUAUGUAUACACAUAGUUGUAUUAAAAUAUUUUCACGUGACUGUAAAUGCAUUCAGAAAUGCCUGAGUUUUAUGGUUUUGGGUACCCAGUAUAUUUAGUUUAGUAAAUUGACUUUUCUUGUGUUUUGUAAUGUGUAUUCGCCGAAAAUCUGUUAAUGCAUAAAAAUAUUUUUGCGUAGUCUUUUAGUGUGAUAUAUUAUAAAGGCUACCUAACUACGUAACAACGAGUAUAAUACACGUUGUUAGAGCACGGCUGGCAAACCUAAGGGGUACCUAAGAUUAAGAAGAAUUGAGUGCCAUACCAUGUCAUAUCUAAUGUCUGCGUCACGUUAGCAGCUAGUAGUCAGUUCACCAAAUAUACUUGUGUUUUUAAGUGAUUUUUAAGUUUAUGAAUGGACCUAACAUAACUCAGAUGAUAGGCAGUCACUAUGUAAUACAUUGGGAUUAUAUCUAUCACUAUUUACUACCCUACAGCUUAAUAUAUUUGAACCCUACUUACAUACAAUUGAAUUAAAUUGAAUCGUUUCAAAUAUAUAUGUGUAAAUAUUUAGUAGUAACUAAAAGUUGAAAAAGUAACUAAAAGUUGCAUCACUAUGCACAGUGAAAUAUGCACAAAAACUUUUAAAUUUAGCAUACUAAUGUAAAUAUCUAUAAUAUUAUGUAAUUGGUGAACUAAUAAGAAGUUAUUUGUUGAAAAACAAGUUGAUAACGAGUUGUUGUUUAGUAGUACAAAAACCCUGAGUUACUGUUAUUGACUGUCAGAAUUGAUUUACGUAACCGUAAUGUCAGUUCGAAAUGCCUCUACCCAACCGUAAUGAGGGUUCGAAAUGCCUCUACGCAAUUCGUAAUGACAAUUCUAAAUGCCACAACCCAACCAUAGUGACAGUGGAAAGUGAGAGCUUAAUCAAAUUUUAACCGUUUCAUAGUCUAAUAUUAUCUAUUACUUGUGUAGCGUGCCAUUAAUGACUGCAGUUGGAAAUUGUUGUUUCCCAUUUUAUUUCCUUACUUGGCGAAGCGUUUAUAUUAAAUAGUAAACUUUGCCCUUGACUUAGCAUUACCUAUCGCCGGCACAAGAGAACACUGUGGCUUUCAGUAUGUUAUUAUAAAGCACUCUGUGACUGUGGCUUCUUUUGCUCAAAUUCUUGUAUAUGCAGUAGCAAUGUUUCGUAAAAAGUGGGAACGUUACAAAGAACUUAGAAUCUAUAACGUUUUAAGCUUGGUCUUUCAAUGUAAGGAUCUUUCCUUAAUUGGAUUUAAAAAAAUAUUUAUCAUAAUUAUUAGAUAUAUAUAUUAGUAUAUUAAGUAGAUAUUAACUUUAACAGA
Messenger RNA from Leptidea sinapis, 6066 nucleotides. RefSeq names its product gamma-aminobutyric acid type B receptor subunit 2 (gene GABA-B-R2). NCBI's taxonomy places the organism in Eukaryota, Metazoa, Arthropoda, Insecta, Lepidoptera, Pieridae. The transcript has 32 exons. Gene Ontology annotation, biological process: gamma-aminobutyric acid signaling pathway; G protein-coupled receptor signaling pathway. Gene Ontology annotation, cellular component: membrane; G protein-coupled receptor heterodimeric complex. The record is from RefSeq and is a predicted model, not a curated record. The coding region runs from base 145 to 4308 and encodes 1387 amino acids. Gene Ontology annotation, molecular function: G protein-coupled GABA receptor activity.